AUGGGUAUAUAUGAAGCUUGGGGUUGGAGAUACAAAUGGGUUUGCGAACCAGUCGACCAAUCAAGGUCUAGACAUGCCAUGAAGAUGGCCACACUCGUAUAUAUGUACUACUUACUGAAAGUGCUUGACCUCAUGGAUACGGUACAGUUCCUGUUCUGCGUGGUGCACAUGACAACUAUAGUAUUCGUUAAAGACUGUGCGUACCCACGUUGGGUUGUAGCCAUGUAUACUCCACAAAAUCUUUUUAUGCUCAUCUUGUUCAUCGAUUUUUAUAUUAAAAGUUACGUGAAGAAACCAAAGGAAAAGAGCGAUGACAAAUUUGAUAAUAAUCAAACAAAAAUUAAAGACAAUGUUAAAGAACAGAAUGGUGCGAUGGUAGACUCGUGGUUCAUGAUGUCCAGCCCAUUCCCGAUCCUGAGCGUGGUGCUGCUGUAUCUACUCUUCAUCCGAAUCGGCCCUCGGAUCAUGAAGAACAGGCCGCCGCUAGAAAUAAACAAACUCAUUAGCUACUACAACGCCGCGCAAGUUGUAUUAGCAACUAUGAUUUGUAUCAAGGUAUUUAAAUUAAAUCUCUUUAGGGAUGGUAUCCUGUACGCUGGCUGUCGUUAUCCGUCCAAUACACAAAAUCCAAUGCUUCAAUUCGUUCUGAUGCUCUUGUACUGCGCCUGGACUCACAACUCUCCAAGAUGUCAGUACGCCACCGGCUUUACGUAUUUCAUUUUUAUAAAUGUGACGAUAUUUCUUAUACUAUUUCUUAACUUUUAUUAUAAGAACUAUAAAAUUAAAAUGGAUGCAAAGAAGGAGUAUGAGAAAACUCAAAACGGUGUUAGGACCAACAAACAUACGAAUGGUAUUAAUGAUAAGAAUUAUAAGAAAGAGAAUGGUGUUUGUUCGCAAGUGAGAAAUGAGACGAAUGAUGCAGAUGAUAUUCCGUAUGAAGUGAACCAAUCCUGUGGUGACUUUAUGAAAGAUGGUAAGAUGUACUGCUACGUCUGUGUCAUAUAUCUCAUUAUUAUAGCGACAGCACAUCCGCCUAAAGAUCGAGAAGUUUCUAAAACUAUUGAGAAACGUUCAAUUUUCCAUGAUGUAAUUCAAUCACUUAAAAUACGCAACCAGCUGCCAGAAGAUAUUGAUGAGGAUAAUAAUGUGGGACAGAAUUACGAAUUGGAAGACGAGCGGUUGCAUCUGCCUAGCGACCUUGACUUUUUACCGAGAAGAAAUGAUCGAAUAGAAAUGCCCACACUCAAAUAUCGCUUCCCAAAAACUUUAAACCUAAAUGAUAGUGCUAAAGAUGAAAAAUCCAAAAAAGAAAUUGUUCUAUACGUAAAUGCACCGAGUGAUAAUGAUCCAAGCACAUCCACACCGAGACCUAAACCACAGAAAACUACGAAACCAAAACCGAAACCUGGAAACAGAAUUAAAACAUCACAUAAAAACAAUUCAAACGUAGAAGGAGAAGACAAACCUUUUUCCAACUCUAUGGCAGGACAGAGUCAGAUAGGAAACAGGGAAUAUCAGACGAUAGUUAAACCGACAGUCAUCAUCAACCUACGAGGCUCCGUGUCCAACAGAGAAAGAGACAUUGUUAUCGAGAAGAGGAGAUUGGAAAACGAAACUGUUUCACCUCAAAACAUAUUCAAUAUACAUCAGGGCGUUGCUUUAGACAUGCAUGACACUAAAUCAAAAAACAAACCAAAUGAUAAAAUAUCUGUGAUAGCUCGGAAUGAGGCGAUGCAAAACAGUAAAGACGAAGACAUGAUCAUGUGUGAAACAUCCAGUAAUAAGGAAAUGGAAUCCACUAAACGCAAGUCGUCAAAUCUCUCUGAAGACGAACCGGACACAAAACUAGCCAGAGCUAUCCUAGAUAGAGUAGAUGGACCUGUUUACUAUCAAGCAGAUACAGAAAAAUAUUUAAACGAUGAUAGCACUUUAGAUAUAGUGGAAAAGAUCAAAGCUAUAAAUAAUGGUUUAACUAAACCUAGAAGAGAACAAAUAAAUUAUAAUUUACCAUAUGCUGAAAAAAGUCAAGGCAUCGAUCAAGAAUUACUUAAAAAACUUCAAGAUAUUAUUGCUUCAGGGAAGAUUAAAUCACAUUCCCUUAACCUGCCCGAAGAUAGCAAUAUUAGCAAUGAUGAUCAUCAAAUCAUUAAUUCAAGAGCCUUAAAAUUCAAUCCAGAAAUGUUAAUGGGGAACGAAUUACAAACAAUGCCAUUACCUUACAUUAUAAAUUUGCCAGUCGUGGUUACACCUAAUAGCGACCUUGUUAACAAACUUGCCGUUAAUAAUAAUUUUAAAUCAGUUUUACCAAACGAUGCAUACACCACUCGACAGCAGUCGCCUUUUCUACGUCUUCCCUUUUUUCAGAAUUUCAAUUUUGAAUGGCCCCUAACACAAAGUUUAUUUCCUGUAUUAAUUAAAAAUCCAUUUGUUGCUUUCUCACAAGGAGGUGGAUGGGACAAUUUUAUCGAAUACGGGCAGAGUGCUGAUGUAUGUAACAGAAAACAAAAGUCUGGGCAUAGCAGGCAUUCAUCUGAUGAAAUAGAUUUAGACCAAGAUUUAGAUGAUAGUAAUGGAAUAAGACAUACUUCUUUAGAAACUAAAACUAGUGCUCGAAAGUCAAGAGCACUUAAAAAACGCACAGUUGCAGAUAAAUCACCAAAUCAAGAAAUUGAAGAAAGCAAGUCAGGUAAAAAAAUAUACGUCACCAAUCAAACUCCAACAAGAAGGGCUACUAAAAAACCAAACAAUGUUGAAAAGAUUCAAGACUCUAAAAAUGAUGAUUCUGGAGGAGACUUGCGUUUUCCAUUUGGUGAUUUUAAUUGGUUUGGAGAUAAGAAACCAGCUGUUCCUCUUCCUCCCGGUUUCUUCAUUAAUCGGUUAAGAGUACGGAAAGGCGGUGUGGCUAUCGCUGGUCCGGGAGGUGUUGCAACUGCGGGCAGAGGUGGAACAGCAAUUGUCGGUCCAGGUGGACUAGCUUAUACUCAACCUGGCGGCUUAGCUGUAGCUGGACCACAUGCAAGAAUUGUAGCUCUUCCUGAAUCAACUGACAUCAAUGAUGUCUUGUCAAGUCUGCAAGAAAAUGAUAGUUCAGUACCUGCAGCGUCGCAACCAAUAAGAGAAGGAAAAUUAGUCGCUACUGGUCCCGUUAUUUACUAUCACCCCACUGAACAACCAUCCCAACCAUGA
Messenger RNA from Danaus chrysippus (African queen), 3186 nucleotides. NCBI's taxonomy places the organism in Eukaryota, Metazoa, Arthropoda, Insecta, Lepidoptera, Nymphalidae. The record is from the annotation of a GenBank genome assembly.